AUGGACAUUGAUAUCCUCGACUUGAUAGACGAUGAAGAUGAUGACAACCAAGAAGAGAUGACUGCACAGAAGGUAUUACAAAUUGUUGAACGGGCAUGGCUGAAUGAAAAAUUUAGUCCAGAAAUAUUACCACACCAAACUGAUUAUGUUGAUUGUUUGCUGGAACAAAUCAAAGGAAUGGAAGAUAAUCUGGCUAAAUUAUCAAAAACUGAUCCAAAAGUAGAUUUACACAAACUUGAAAUGGAACGUAUUAAAUUUGUCAUAACAAGCUAUUUACGAACUAGGCUGAAAAAAAUUGAAUAUUUUUGUGUUAGUGUGCUUGAAGAAGAAUCAAAUCGUUUGGAAGCAGAUGCAUAUUUAUCCCCAGCAGAGUUGAAAUUUGCCAAAGAAUUUGCUCAGAAUGCUGAUAAUCAUUUUGACACAAUAUUACGACACAUGCCUCAAUUAUAUAAUAAGUUGGACAUGAAUAAAAAGGUUAUUAAACCUAAUUUAAAUAGUUUUGUUUUCUUAAAAUGUUAUAAACAUAUAGACAGUGUCAUUAUACAAAACACAUUAGAAAGUCAGGAAGAAGAAAUUGUUUUGGAAGAUGGAUCACAGCACUUAAUGCCUUAUAGUUCAGUUGCAGAAUUUGUAAAAAAAGGUGCUGUUCAAUUGAUUUAA
This is a messenger RNA of Cinara cedri, 660 nucleotides long. The record is from the annotation of a GenBank genome assembly. NCBI's taxonomy places the organism in Eukaryota, Metazoa, Arthropoda, Insecta, Hemiptera, Aphididae.